AUGCCAAUUGAAAUACGCAACAAUAUGGGAGUAAGGGUGUAUGUUGAGCUUAAGAGAGAAAACAGGGGAUUUGAAGCAUAUCCGUUGUGCGUUAGCAUAACUGAUAAUGAUCUUGAGAAUUUUGUGUCCGGCGAAUCUGCAGUUGGAGAUGAUAUGUUUCAACUUGAAUUUAAUGAUUAUAUGUAUGCUAUGGACGUAGUUGAUUCAAAUGAUUUGGAUGCGUCGGAUUGUGCUAAGGCUGUUGUUUUAUUUCAAAACAACGAUGACUUGAUAAUUUCAAGCAAGGAACAUAAGGAUGUUUUUGUUGAUCAAAUCUACAAAGAUAAGGACACUCUGAAGAAUGUUAUGGCGAAUUAUGCAAUUCGAAAAAGAUUCAAUUUCAGGAUUUACACUCUGGUAUGCUGUUCAACUGAUUGUCAUUGGAAAUUCAGAGCUUCAAGUAUUGCGAACUCUGAAAUGUUCAGAGUGAGAUCUUUUUAUGACGAACAUACGUGUCCAUUGAAGGACAAAGUGUAUUCCCAAAGGCAAGCAACAAGUUGGUUGAUUGGUGCGUCAGUUGUUAAGCCAAAAAUAGCAAAUCACAAGAGGAAAUAUACACCUGGUGAUAUAGUAGACGAUGUAAAAAAUGAGUAUGACGUUAAUGUUUCUUAUAUGACGGCCUGGAGGGCUAGAGAAAAGGCAAUGAAUGAAUUAAGAGGGGAACCAACAGAAUCAUACAAGAAGUUACCGGGAUAUGUCUACAUAUUGGAUAAAACAUACCCUGGAUCACAUGUGAGAAUGCACAAAUCACAACAAAACGAGUUCUUGUAUUUGUUUAUAGCACUUAAAGCGUUCAUAAAAGGCUUCGAAUGUUGUAGACCAAUAGUUGUAGUAGAUGGUAACAUUCUACCAUUGGCAUAUGGUGUGAUAGAUUCAGAGAACGAUAAGUCUUGGACCUGGUUCUUUGAGCAGUUCAAACAAGCUUAUGGGAAUAGGGAUAACAUGUGUGUUGUAUCAGAUAGACAUGAGAGCAUCAUUAAGGCGGUGAGUAGAGUGUAUCCAACUGUGCCACAUUUGGCGUGCAUAUGGCAUUUAUGA
Messenger RNA from Lycium barbarum (goji berry), 1077 nucleotides. RefSeq lists its product as uncharacterized. The record is from RefSeq and is a predicted model, not a curated record. The transcript has 3 exons. The coding region runs from base 1 to 1077 and encodes 358 amino acids. NCBI's taxonomy places the organism in Eukaryota, Viridiplantae, Streptophyta, Magnoliopsida, Solanales, Solanaceae.